Molecule: messenger RNA, 2063 nt
Organism: Leptomonas pyrrhocoris
Lineage: Eukaryota; Euglenozoa; Kinetoplastea; Trypanosomatida; Trypanosomatidae
Exons: 1
Coding region: 483-2063 (526 amino acids)
Source: RefSeq, a predicted model, not a curated record
GACGUGCAGUCUUGAUUUUGGUUUUUCUUUUCUGCGGACCGUUGUGCAACACCCAGACGGAUACCCACCGCGCACACUCCACACCCACCCACCCACACAUACCCACGAGAACCGUAGCGACUUCAUCUGGUGUGCCACGCGUCAGCUCUCUCUCUCCCCUCUCCCCCAUUCAACACACACGCGUGUUGACGUCUUGGUGGUGCAGUGGCAUCUAUAGGUGAGGGUCCGUUGCGAGCUGGCCGCACCGACACCUUUGUUCGAGAAGACGAAAAGUGAUUCAAGAAGAAAAUCAUAUCGCGUUCCCUUUUUGUGGCUUCCGCACACACACGUACGCCCCGUCGUCGGACUCGGCAAACAUCACCAGCAUAUUAUAAUAAUUGAAAAAGAAAGGAGGAAGAAUCACCUCUUGAGCAUCGGGUCUGUCGAGCAAGAAGCUUAAAACCCACAAAAACGCCCACCCGCAAGGAAGCGACAUCAAAGAGAUGUUUGGCGACUCGUACAAGAACGACGGCACCGCCGGGGACGCCGCGGAGGGCGGCCACAAACGCGUUGUCGCCACUGCAAAGUCGCUUGUGCCACAGGCAGCGAGUCCCACCGCUGACGCUGCUGGUGGUAGUGGUGCGGACGCCAACGGCCAGCCGCAGGCUCCGCACACCGUCAAGGACAUUAUCAAGACCCUCGAUGAGGAGCAGGACGUCAGCGGACCGAAGGGCGGGUGCUGCUCCCGCAUCUUCGUACCCUUCGUGGUGGCCGCCAUGAUCAUCAUCAUCUUCGGCGCCAUUGUCUACACAAACGGCACGGGCAGCGACGUCGAGGCCGCGCCGCGGGUCGCCGUCAUUGUGAUGGAAGGCUUCUCCGGCACCAUCUUCCACGCCCUCAUGCAGUCCGGUGUGCAUCUGCCCAACAUUGCCGCGAUGCUGUCUACGCAGAAAGGAGUCUGGGCUGAGUGCGCCACCGCCUCGCAGUCCAGCUGCGCCCGCGCGGUGGUGGUCGAGAACGACACAUCCGGUGAGGUGUACAUCAGCGCCGCGGCUGCCGCGACGUCCAUCUUCUCCGGCGUGUCGCCCCGCGCCCAUCAAGUGUCCAACGGCACGCUGCAGGGCAUGUCGAUGUACGCGACGACUUCCAAAGUCUACCCCAGCUUUGCGAAGCGCGUGCGGGAUGCCGGGAAGCGGGUGGCAGUGAUGGCCAGCUCGCACGUGCUGAACUCGUUAAACAUCGCGACGGGUGGGUGCAGUGAGCCGGGGGUUCUCGACAUGGAAUGCGCCGCGUCGCAGGCGGACAUCCUCGCCUCCGGCAUCGACGAGUUCUCCGGCAACGUUCACCUCGACUGUCUCGCCUCCUCCACCUGCAACGCGAACAGCCGUAUUGUCAAGACGGCGACGAACCACAUGCAGUGCAGCGACGGCCACGCCGAGGCGCAGUACUCCCGCCAGCUGAACAGCCUCUUCGGCGGCCUCGCCUACACCGCGCCCACGCAGAAGAUGGCUGUGCAGAACACGGUCGCCGACAACCUCGACGACUCGCUUUUCGUCUUCCACUGGGACGCGCUGGCGGUGCGUGCGGCGAGCCCCUACCUGCCGGAGUUUCGCUACAACGUCUCGUCGCAGGAGUACAUCGCCCAGGCCUACCUGCUCGAUGCAAUGGUUGGCCAGGUCAUCAGCUACGUGCGUGACCGCUCGCGCAGUCAGAAGGAGAACUGGCUCGUCAUCGGCCUGGCCGAUCACGGGGGCAGCGACAAGAGCUUCAGCACGCCCGUCUCCCUUUCUACCUCCGAGGACGCCAUUCCGUUUUUCAUGGCCACCUACACGUCCAACUCGAAGGGCUUUAUUACCCUGGCCGCGCUCGAGCGCCCGGUGACGCAGGUGGAUGUCCUGCCGACGGUGCUGACGUGGCUGAACGUGGCGCCCUACGAUGGUGAGACAAACAAGGUAGUGAACGGCAAGAACACGACGGCGGCCAGCCCCAAGGUGGAGGCGCAGGUGGCGGAGCGCAAGAUGUUAGAGGGCCUCGUGCAGGGCAUCUGCGGCUCCGGCAUGAGCCUGACCGACUGCGCUACCUAA